Fukomys damarensis (Damara mole-rat) is the source of this 738-nucleotide messenger RNA. RefSeq names its product peroxiredoxin-6-like. Gene Ontology annotation, biological process: cellular oxidant detoxification; cell redox homeostasis. Bases 1 to 738 code for a protein of 245 amino acids. The transcript has a single exon. Gene Ontology annotation, cellular component: cytosol; mitochondrion. Lineage: Eukaryota; Metazoa; Chordata; Mammalia; Rodentia; Bathyergidae. Gene Ontology annotation, molecular function: peroxiredoxin activity. The record is from RefSeq and is a predicted model, not a curated record.
AUGCAAGUUGCUGCUGCGGCUGCACCUCACCUCCUCUGCCCCCACCUCACAGCUGCUGCCACACCCAGAGGGCUUCUUCUCAGCGACAGCGAGGCUCCCAACUUCAAGGCCAGCACCAUGGUUGGCUGCAUCUGUUUCCACGACUUUCUGGGAGACUCAUGGGGCAUCCUCUUCUCCCACCCAUGGGACUUCACCCCUGUGUGCACCACAGAGCUUGGCAGAGCAGCAAAGCUGGCACCAGAGUUUGCCAAGAGGAAUGUUAAGUUGAUUGCCCUGUCAGUAGACAGUGUUGAGGACCAUCUUGCCUGGAGUAAGGAUAUCAGUGCUUACAAUGGUAAUGAACCCACAGAAAAGUUACCUUUUCCCAUCAUUGAUGAUAAAAAUUGGGACCUUGCCAUCCUCUUGGGCGUGCUGGACCCAGCAGAGAAGGAUGAAAAGGGCGUGCCUGUGACAGCUCGUGUGCUAUCUGUGUUUGGUCCUGACAAGAAACUGGAACUGUCCAUCCUCUAUCCAGCUACCACUGGCAGAAACUGCGAUGAAAUUCUCAGGGUAGUUAUCUCUCUCCAGCUGACAGAAGAAAAGAGGGUUGCCACCCCUGUUGGUUGGAAGGAUGGAGAUAGUGUGAUGGUCCUUCCAACCAUCCCUGAGGAGGAAGCCAAAAAACUUUUCCCUAAAGGAGUCUUCACCAAAGAACUCCCAUCUGGCAAGAAAUACCUCUGCUACACUCCACAGCUUUAG